This is a messenger RNA of Prunus dulcis (almond), 900 nucleotides long. RefSeq lists its product as uncharacterized. The coding region runs from base 1 to 900 and encodes 299 amino acids. The transcript has a single exon. The record is from RefSeq and is a predicted model, not a curated record. Lineage: Eukaryota; Viridiplantae; Streptophyta; Magnoliopsida; Rosales; Rosaceae.
AUGCGUUUAGGAGGAGAAUCUGAACCCACUCGUCAACAUUAUUGGAGUCAAAUGGGUGAAAAAAAUCGGUAUAAUGCAGUCGGUGUAAAAGAUGAAGAAGCAUAUUUGGACAGCGGGUUUUCACGAAGCGAUUGGAAUCCGAAAAUUACAGUUGGGCAAAUUUUCUCUAGUAAGAAAGCAUUGUUGAUGGAGUUACGGUUGACGGCAUUAAGAGGCCACUUUGAAUUUAAGGUGCAAUUCUCUUGCACUAAGAGGUUGCUUGUGGUUUGUUGUCAACGUCCAUGCCCAUGGCGGGACCGAGCAUCGAGAAUUGGAGAAUACAGCUUCAUGAUUGUGAGGUGUACAACUGUCCAUGAAUGUGAUUUGAGGUUCGUAAGUGACAAGCAUCGUCAAGCAACCGCAGCACUUGUAGCCACUUCACUUAAAAGGAAGUUGAAGGAUUGUCGGACAAUAUACACACCAAGUGACAUUAUGAGAGAUGUGAAACACAACUUUGGUUGCACCAUCCAUUAUUCGAAAGCUUGGAAAGCAAGGGAGUUAGCUUUAUUGUCCAUUAGAGGAUCAGCGGAGGAGGCAUAUUAUAUCCUUCCAGCUUAUUGCUAUGAAUUGGAGCGUAUGAAUCCCGGCACAAAAACACACAUCCGAACUGAUGAGAACAAUCACUUUGUGUAUUUAUUUAUGGCGGUUGGCGCAUGUAUUAGAGGGUUCCGUUCUUCCAUGCGCCCAGUGAUAGCCAUGGAUGCCACUCAUUUAAAAUCCAAGUACAAGGGUGUUAUGUUUGUAGCAAAUGCAUUCGAUGGUAAUCGAAAUAUAUAUCCUCUUGCUUUUGGGAUCGGGGAUUUGGAGACGGAUGCAUCAUGGCAUUGGUUUUUCACUAAACUUCAUGAAGCCAUUGGUUGA